Molecule: messenger RNA, 729 nt
Organism: Acanthosepion pharaonis
Lineage: Eukaryota; Metazoa; Mollusca; Cephalopoda; Sepiida; Sepiidae
Source: the annotation of a GenBank genome assembly
AUGGUGUCCUUCAAUAAUGUAGCCUUUUGGGACCCUUUUAAUAUGUUAUCUAUCUAUCUAUCUAUCUAUCUAUCUAUCUAUCUAUCUAUCUAUCUAUCUCUCUCUCUCUCUCUAUAUAUAUAUAUAUAUAUAUAUAUAUAUUCUUUCUUCUUUUUCUCUCUGUAUCUAUCUAUCUAUCUAUCUAUCUAUCUAUCUAUCUAUCUGCUAAAGUAUUUCCCGUUCAGUAUUAUCGAUUUGUCGAUCGAUUAUGGCAUGUUUAUCUAUCUAUCUAUCUAUCUAUCUAUCUAUCUAUCUAUCUAUCUAUCUAUCAGCGUCUUAUCUGCAUGUAUCUUCCUUUCUCUUUCAACUUUUGUUCUAUAUUCACACUCAAUACGCUUGUUCUUUCUUUCUUUCUUUCUUUCUUUCUUUCUUUCUUUCUUUCUUUAUUUGUUUGUUUCUUUCUCAAAUGUUCAUGUUUUUUUUUGGGGGGGGAUAUUCAGACGCCGAGUUAUUUGUCAAUUACGCUCUUCUUUCUUUCUUUCUUUUACAAAUUUUACUUGUAAUUUUUCCUUCAAACUUUCUAAAAUAUUAUUACUUCGAAUUUCUUUCUUUCUUUCUUUCUUUCUUUCUUUCUUUCUUUCUUUCUUUCACGAAUUUCAUUUAGUUCAUUCCUGCUUUUUCUUUCUUUCUUUCUUUCUUUCUUUCUUUCUUUCUUUCUUUCUUUCUUUCUUUCUUAAAUUUCAUUUGUAA